Messenger RNA from Ostrinia furnacalis (Asian corn borer), 2152 nucleotides. Its product is annotated as nucleolin. Lineage: Eukaryota; Metazoa; Arthropoda; Insecta; Lepidoptera; Crambidae. The record is from RefSeq and is a predicted model, not a curated record. The coding region runs from base 119 to 1744 and encodes 541 amino acids. The transcript is spliced from 8 exons.
GCCGCCGCUAUAACGUUUCCGUUCGCCUACCCCGGCCAUAGCGUCCCGUACACCGCUCUGAAGGACGCGGGCGGACCCUCUUCCGCCGGACCUAGUGACAGUAAAACACAAGAUCGAGAUGAGGUCGUUAUUCUUGUUAGCGGCACUGUGCUGCUUAGUUUUGUCGGCGUACGCGAGCCCUAUCGUCCGACAGGAUGAGGAGAAUAAGGAGGUGGGCAGGCAGGCCGCAGCGCCCGCCGCGCCUGCUGCCUCCGCGGAUGAUGACGACGACGACGACGACGAUGAUGACGAGGAUGAUGAUGUAGACAUCGAAGACGCUUUAUCAGCAGAUGACGACGACGACGACGAUGACGACGACGAUGAAGACGAAGAGGAGUCCGACGAUGAUGAUGACGAGGACUACUUGGAGAGGUUCUUUGAUGACAUCUUAGGAGGGGAAGACGAUGAUGACGAUGACGAUGAGCCCGCUGCCGUCCAGCCGGUCGUCGCGCCUGCUGAUAUUGUUGCUGCUGCGCCCGCGGUCGAAGAAGUCGCCGCCGCAGGAGAAGAAGCCGAAGCCGCUGAGCCCGAGGCUGCCGCAGAAGGCGAAGAAGCCGAGCCCGUACAAAAGGAGCCCGUGAGCGCCGAGACCGAGGCCGCCGCCGCCGCCGCCGAUGUGGCAGCCGCCGACAACGAGGCCGACGACGACGACGACGACGACGAGGACAUCACCGACGCGCUCGACGAGGACGACGACGAGGAGGACGAGGAGGAGGAGGACGACGACGACGAAGACGACGUGACCGACGUGCUCGGCAGGAACAACUCCCACAAGCACGCACGCGCGUUGAGCGAGGCAACCACUAAGAAGCCGCCUGUGCCAGCCAUCUACAUAGUGAAGUACAACCGCUUCGUGGACAACAUUCUAGAGAAGAUGAACGACAUCCUGAGGAAGUCAUAUGAUCCCGUCAGUGUGAAGCUGCAGCCAAUUGAUGCUAGCAAGAAGAGCACCAAGCCCAAGAAAAGCAGCACUAAGAACAACAAAAAGAAAUCUCACAAGAAGAAGAAUACCCCUCGCACCGGAGACAGCAAAAAAGACAAAACACCCGAAAUCGCACAAGCCGAAAAAGAUAAAUUCGAAGAGAAACCUAAAAUCGAAGAAAACAACGUUACCGAGAAACUGAUCGAAAACGCAUCCGAAUCGAGAGCCAAGAAAGAAAAGGCUGAAAGCACUAAAGCUAAGCCAACGACUAUUCGAACGAAACCGGCUAAGGCUACUAAGCCGAAACCAAAACCCCCAACGAAGAACAAGAAGCCAGUGAACAGCAAUAAGAUUAAGACAAACGAAAGCAAGAACAAGCCUCGUGCCAAAGGAACUUUGUACGGUCUGUCGUCGCUAAGAAGAGUUGGAGACGUUGCUGUGAACAUCAUGUCGAACAGGACCAUGGUAAAGAGCAAGUUCGCCGUGGGACCACUCAUUCUGAGAGUCGAGAAGGAGGUUGGCCGCGGCGCUAAGAAAGAGCUGAAGUCUGCGACUGCCACUACAGCGGAGAUGACUGGCAAAAUUAGCCUGAUGGUUAACAACCAGGGCGUCGCUACCCUGCACUCCAUCAAGGUUCUACAGCCAAAACAGGUCCGCGUAGACAGCAACCAUGAAAGGACCCGCGAGCUCGUAUGGAAGCGAAGCGCGAGGAUCGCUCACGUGGUCUCCGAAAAACUCUUCGCUGCCUCCAGACCUAUGUUUCAAACCGUCGUCCAUCAGUAGACUUUAGCCUGUAAACCUUAAAGACUAUUUUAUAAUACAUGACAGUAGGAACAAAUGUAUACUUUAGAUGUACGACUGAACAUGUUUCGAGGUGGUAGGAAAUUGGUGGAAUGAUUUUAGUUCUUAUUACAAUCAGGUCUAGAUUAAAUUUUGGUUGAGUUUUGGAUUUUGAAGGCUUUGGUAGUGAACUUUAAAUUGAAUGAAAUUAAUUUUGAAAACAAAUUGACUGAUUGAAGAUAAGUCGCUAACAGAAGGUGAAAUGGUGGAACAGAAUAUUGCAUUUAAAUAAUUUUAGCUUAGGUUUAAGUUGAAUUUUAUACUGCAUAGGUGUUAUGAUACUCAUUAUUAAUAGUCAGAAAUGCAUUUAUUAUUUCGUAACUAAUGGUGCUAAGACUUAGGUCCCAGUGA